Styela clava is the source of this 1912-nucleotide messenger RNA. NCBI's taxonomy places the organism in Eukaryota, Metazoa, Chordata, Ascidiacea, Stolidobranchia, Styelidae. The record is from RefSeq and is a predicted model, not a curated record.
ACAGUAUAAUAAUACCAUUGUUAUAAAAUCCUGACUACCUGAUAAAUUAAGACAACAAAUACAGCACAGCACUUGGAAUAAUUUAUUGACCAGAUAUGGCGACCGCAAAUGUUGCUUUCGAGCCUGGCGAAAAAGUGCUUAUCGUGUUUGAUAACUACAACGAAAAUGACAAAAUGAAGGCGAUAAGACCAAUGCAUGAAGGGGAGAUAGUUGAACUGAAGAAACUACGGGAUAGUAACCAAGCAAUAUUAUUCGGAUCGAUAGACACUUACAGUGCUGUUGUCGUUGAGUCUGCAGUCUAUGUGAUACAAUGGCAAAGAGAACUUUACAGAAUAAAACCAUUUGAUGAAAAUCCCACUUGGGAAUAUUUGAGAGGACCAAAAGAGUUUCAUGGAGCUGAACCACCGGCAGUAACUUUGGAUGGUUGCAUUUAUGUAUGCGGCGGAGGAUUUGAACGAGCUGAAGUUUACAGGAAGACGGACGAAGAACUUUCUAAAGUGACAAAAUCAUGUGAAAAAUAUAAUCCAGCUGUGGGACAAUGGGAAAAAAUUAAAAAUAUGCAUUGCGAAAAAAGACUCAACGCAAUGGUGGAAGCCAAUGGGCACAUAUACAGCAUCGGUGGUAUUGGGCGACAAAAAAACAAAACAUACGAGGUGGCUCUAUAUCUCGUGGAAAAAUACGAUAAGGAGUCGGAUGAAUGGAGCCCUAUGCCUCGAAUGAAAAAGUCGAGAAUUGCUCCUGCAGUAGCAAGUUAUAAUGGAAAAAUAUACGUGCUGGGUGGCGGGGUUGAGGAUGAAGACAAUCCCCGAUUACUUGAUGAUUAUAACAGUUGGCUUUAUCUCGCUUCUUUGGAGUUUUUCGACCUAAACAGCGAGGAAUGGGUAAUGGCAAAAAAAGUAAUGACGUCACCAAGAAUAAAAUUUCGGGCAUGUGUGUUUGAUGACAAAAUAUAUGCCGUGGGAGGCAACAAAGACAAUAAAAACAACGCGGAGCAAGCUAAUAUACAAGACAUCCGUAGAGAAGCAGAUGUAAAGGACCAAAGUGCGAAGGCGUGGAAAGUUACAGAUUGGAUUGGAGAAAUGAGUAAAUGGAAUUACAUGGCUACGUUGCUAAUGCAUGUGCCAACUGAAGAGAUGCAAGUCGACUAAGGCACACCCGCGAGCUUGUUGUGGAGAAGAAAUAUUAAUGAUGUAUAAAAUGAUAAUUUGUCAAAAAUUCAUUGAAUUGUGAUGUUUCAAUUUACUAUUUUAUUUAAUAGAAUUGACUGCACUGCUGUUAGGUUACUGCUAAAUGUGAUUGUUCAAUAGUUGUAUCAUAUUGAUGUUUUUAGAAAGAAACAAUUAUGUAAUAGCUUUAUAUACGGAGUGUCUUAAAAUAAAUGAAACCCACAAAAUUGCAAAAAAUGCGUUUAAAUAAACCUUAAAAUCUAGCUGAAGGCCCCAAACUUUCAGUACUCAACUGUUAUUAUAUGAGCUCACAGAAAAUGAUAACCUUUUUAACUUCUUUUGCUUUAGUAAUAAAUGGAUUUCAUGUAUUUGGACACCCUGUAUGUAGUAUACGUAGUGCAUAGUGUCUUAAUUAUGAAUAUAUACGCAUAAUAAAAAUGUGAUUUAAAUGCAAGUACUGUUAUCAUUAUGUUUUUGGAAUUGAUCUUCCUCCGUAAAUUUCGAAUUCCAGAAUCUAGAAUAUUACGUUGUUUGUGUGGUCCUGUGUUCUCGUUCAAUAAUACUUAGCUAUGCAUUUAUGUGGUGUUCCAGAAGUAUGCGCACCAAGAUGUCGCACAACCUGAACCCUAACCGGUACACACAUACUAUGUUCAGGUUGUGCGCCAUCUUAAUGCGCAUACUUCUGGAGGUCCCAUGUAUACAGGGGCGUGAAUGGAUUAAUAUUGGCGGCCUUACCAACCCGGGUG